AUGGCCACUAACGUACAAACGCUUCUUCAACGGACUCGAGAUAUCACAGCCGAUGAUCUAGCCGGACCUCGAGCACCCGUGCAAGUUCCCGAUGGCACCUCAGACAAGCGUCCCAAGGUCCGCAGCAAGUACCGGCACGUUGCAGCCCUGCACUCCAAAGUCCAACCUUCAUGCCUCAGCCACGAGACAAGCGAAACUCCGAGUUUUAUCGGCUUCCGCAACCUGAUGGUCUUGGUCAUCAUUGUCAUGAACCUUCGUCUUGUGGUCGAGAAUGCCAAAAAGUAUGGCUUGCUUAUCACGGUCAAGAUGAAUCUGCGGGAUACGGAUAUCAAGACCGCCCUCGCUCUCUAUGCGCUGACCCCUUGCCACCUAUUUGUGGCCUACCUUAUCGAACGGGUUGCUAUGGAAAAUGCGAAAGGUCUGGUGGGCCGCAGGAAGAAAGAUGAUCCCGAUCAGAGCAAGCCCGAGACCGAGAAAGAGAAGAAGGAAUUCUACUAUACAUGGUGGUGGAUAGCUGUAGCCCACACUUUCAAUGCUUCUUUGGCCCUGUUGAUCACGAGCUGUGUGGUAUACUAUCAGAUCCAGAAUCCCGGCCUCGGCAUGAUCAGCGAGCUGCAUGCCAUCGUCCUCUGGUUAAAGACAUGCUCUUACGCGUUCACCAACCGGGACCUGCGACACGCAAUGCUGCAUCCUGGAGGGCCAGAGUCGGCCUUACCAGAGCUCUACUCCAAAUGUCCUUACCCAAAGAAUAUCACGUUGGCUAAUUUGUGCUAUUUUUGGUGGGCACCGACAUUGGUAUACCAGCCUUACUACCCUCGUACGGAGAGCAUUCGAUGGACGUUUCUCGCCAAGCGCGUUGGUGAGGUUAUCGCCCUGUCCGUCUUUAUCUGGCUUGUCUGCGCACAAUAUGCAGUACCUGUGCUGCGCAAUUCGCUUGGUGGAAUGGUCUCGCUCGACUUUCCAUCCAUCGCCGAACGACUGAUGAAAUUGUCAACGAUUUCGAUUAUUGUCUGGCUUGCAGGAUUCUUCGCUCUUUUCCAGUCGUUUUUGAACGCGUUGGCUGAAAUAAUGAGAUUUGGAGACCGGGUAUUCUACGAGGACUGGUGGAACAGCACAAACCUGAAGAUGUAUUGGUCGACCUGGAACAAACCUGUCUAUCACUUCAUGCGACGGCAUAUUUACUCACCGCUGGUAGGACGCGGUUGGUCAUCACAAGCUGCGAGUGCUUGGGUCUUUGUGUUCUCUGGCUUUUUGCAUGAAUUGGCUGUUGGUGUCCCGGCUCACUCUAUCCUCGGGGUGGCAUUUCUCGGGAUGGUUCUCCAGCUGCCACUCAUCAUGUGUACAGAGCCAUUAGCCAAAAAAGAUGGUACGGGCAAGGUUAUUGGUAAUUGCAUUUUCUGGAUUAACUUCGUGUUCGUCGGACAACCUCUGGCUGCGAUGAUUUAUUUCUUCUCGUGGCAAGCCAAGUACGGAGACUUGAGUGAAAUGCCGAAGAGGUAA
Molecule: messenger RNA, 1500 nt
Organism: Exophiala spinifera
Lineage: Eukaryota; Fungi; Ascomycota; Eurotiomycetes; Chaetothyriales; Herpotrichiellaceae
Exons: 1
Coding region: 1-1500 (499 amino acids)
Biological process (GO): triglyceride biosynthetic process
Cellular component (GO): endoplasmic reticulum membrane
Molecular function (GO): diacylglycerol O-acyltransferase activity
Source: RefSeq, a predicted model, not a curated record